AGCUUUAUAAAUAAGAAGGCGAAGAAGGUCCAAAGUGAGGCUUGAUAGUUGAAUCUCAGGCCCAACAAAACCCAGGCGCUUGCAACACAGCACGGAUUUUAUAAAUCACAGAAUAUACAUACAUACUCCUACACAGCAAACAAAAUAUACAUAUACAGACACACAGAGAGAGAUAGAGAGAAAGAGAGAGAGAUUCUUGUCUUCAGCUAUUCUCACUCGUCAUCGAUCUUGUCGUUCUAUUACCUCCGUGGUAAUAUUUGAAAACCAAAAGAAGAUUCAUAUCCAAAUAUUUGGUUUUGAUUCAAGAAUUUGCGGUAUGUGCAUUCAUAGCCCUGGUGGAGUGGUGAAUUAGGGUUCAAGUUGGAGUUUUUUGCAAGUUAAAUGGGUGAUGGUGGUGUUGCAUGUGUUCAGUUGCAGCCUAUUAUGAACCAAUUUUCUGCUUCCGAGAGUUUGGGUUUUCGCGGUGGAAAGGAUGCUAAAUUUGAUUCCAAGUUGGUCAAAUUUGAUGAAAUGGAAACGAAUAUGAAGACGGGUGACACGGGGUGUUUUGGUCAGGGUAAUAAUAAUAUUGGUGGUGGUAAAGAGGUUGAGAAUGGGGAGAUUGAUGAUGAAGUUGAAGAGGGUGAAUUUAGGUGGUCAGAAGGGGAAGAGGUUGAGAAUAGGGAAUUUGUUGCAGAAAAUACGCGAGAAUUUGAUGGUGGGAUGCAAAAGGGAGAGAGUUUAUUUGUUGAUUGUUCAAGGAAAAGGGACGUGGAAAAGGGUGAGUCUUUAUCAUGGAAAGGGGAUUGUGGCGAGUUUAGUUUGAAAAAUUGUGAAAAUGGGGAGCUUAAGAAGAACGAAUCUGGGCCCUGGAGAGAGCGGAAAGAUGAACUGGAAAACGGAGAGUGUGUUCCUGAAAAUUGGCAUAACAGUGUCAUGACAAAAGAAGAAAACAUUUACUCAAGAACGCAUGGGUAUGCUUCGGGAAACAAGGUAUGGAAAGGUGAUUUAGAACGGACACCACCUUUAGCCAAGUAUACAGGGGUAGAAGAUUUUGGCAGUAGAAGUAGCCAAUUAAGAAAGAGUUCUUCGAGAUUGGAAGCUAAGCAGGACAGAAAACUCAGAAUUUCGAAAAUUGAGGGUGAGGAAGACUUCUCUAAAAAUGACCAUCACAUAAGCAAGAGCCAUGAUAGAGAAUACUCAUCAGGAAAUAGAUUGAAGAGGCAUGGCACCGAUUCAGACAGUGAGUAUGAUGAAAGUACAAUGUCUAAGAGUAGGAGACUUUCCGAUAAUGGUACUCGUUCUGCAUACUCAGGGCACCAUCAAAGUUCAUCUGUGGAGAGACCGUAUCGGUGUUCUACGUCAUCCAGAGACAUGCCGUCUGACAGGUAUUCUUCUAGACAAUAUGAAUAUUCUUUGUCAUCUAAAGUCAGUUAUGACAGGCAUGAUAAUAGUCCACAUCGACAUGAGUGGUCCCCACGUGAACAGGCAUGCCUUGAUCAUGGUGACGGGAGUCCUCCAGCUCGACAUGAAAGAUCUGAUUAUGUUCGGAGCCAUUAUCAAGAAAACAGAACUAGAAGUCCAAGUUAUUCAGACUGGUCACCACAUCAGACAGGUAGAACUCCAAUCAACCGGGAGCAUUCCCCACCUAUUCAGGCAAGAUCUACCAAGUAUAAGAAACCAAAUAAGAAAAGUGGAUCACGUGAAAAGAGGCAGUGUCAGCGUAGUAAGAAACUACAGGAAAAGGUGCAGAGUGUUAUCAAACCUGAUGAAAGAUAUUCAGAAUUUCCAGCAAAGGAGUCUGAAAACAAAAGCAAUCUUGAUUCUGGCUAUAAAUCACAAGAGAAAAUAACUAAUCUUCAAUAUCACAGGGAAGAGAUAUCUUCUAAUCCCUGUUUGAAUAAGAAUGAUUUUCCUCAGGUUAAUGGAACUACUGAGGAACUGCUUUCUAUGGAAGAGGACAUGGAUAUAUGUAAUACACCACCUCAUGACCCUGUUGUGGCGGAUUUAAAACCAGCGAAAUGGUUCUACUUGGAUCAUCAUGGCGUCAAUCAGGGCCCAUCUAGAUUGUGUGACCUGAGGAUGCUUGUUGACGACGGGAUUCUAGUUUCAGACCACUUAAUUAAGCACAUAGACAGUGACAGGUGGGUGACUGUUGAAAAUGCAGUUUCUCCAUUAGCAACUUACAAUUUUUCGUCCAGUCUUUCAUACACUUUAAGCCAGCCAGUAACUCCCCCCGAAGCUCCUAGUAAGGAAUUAAAUGUAGGAGGUGUGAUGUGGUAUGGUAGUCAGAUAAGUGACAAGAAGGUGGCAGCUUCUUCAGAGCCGACAAUCAGCAAUAUAUCUGCAUCAGUGGCAGCACCUAAUUUUCAUCUUGAUGAGCGAGUUGGUGCGCUUUUAGAGGGUUGUGCCAUCAUUCCAGGCAGGGAACUCGAGACAUUAGGCAAAGUGCUGCAAAUGAAUUUUAGCAAAAUGGAGUGGGAGAAUUUGGGAAAUUGUGAAGAGGAACAUUUUGAUCAAAGGGGAGAAAGAGAUUCAUCACUUCACCUUGAUGUCUUUUUAAAAGGAAGAGAAUCAAGUAUAAGUGCGGCACCAUUGGUUGAAAGUGAUUAUUUGUCUUCCUUUGGUGAUUGGUUCUCUGGCAGAUGGUCGUGCAAGGGUGGGGAUUGGAAGAUGAAUGUUGAAGCUUUCCAUGGUAAAUCAUAUAGAAAGAAAUAUGUUCUAAAUGGUGGUUACCCCCUGUGUUUGAUGCCAAGAUUGGGGCAUGAGGACCCCCGGUGUCAUCAGAAAGAUGAAUUGUAUAAUCCUUCUAGCGGGAGACUUUACCUCCCACUUUGGGCAUUUUCCUUGCCAGAUGAAUUUAAUCAUUUCACUAGUAUUAUCAGAUUAAGUCAAAGUAAAUCAAUCGCUGUUAGGGGAGUGAGAGGAACAAUGCUUCCAGUCAUCCGAAUAAACACUUGUGUUGUUAAGGACCAUCAUUCCUUUGUAUCUGAACCUUGUGCAAAAGCUAAAGUGAAGGAUAAGUACUUUAUAAGCAGUAGCAGACACCAUUCUUUAAUGACUGAUGUAACUAGACCUUCAGAGGAAGGGGGUUCGAACAUGAAGAACGUGCAUGAUCAAAAUCCCGAGGGAAGUCAGAAGAGCUUAUUAUCCAUUGAUGUACCGAAAGACCGUCUUUGCACAGUGGAUGAUCUUCAAUUACACAUGGGUGACUGGUAUUACCUUAAUGGUACUGGACAUGAAAAAGGGCCAUUAUUAUCUUCAGAGAUUCAGGUAUUGGCAGAGCAAGGUAUCAUUCAGAAACUUGCCAGUGUUUUCAGAAAAGUUGAUAACAUCUGGGUUCCGGUUAUCUCAGUUGCACGGGCUUCUCAAGCUGCUGAAAAAAUUAAAAGAGAGACCAGUUGUAUGACUAGUGAUAAUUCUAGAGCAUAUAAUUCAGAAUCCAAGUGUAAUGCCCUUUAUGAAACCCUUCCUUUCAAUUCAUUUGACAGUUUGCAUCCACACUAUAUUGGCUAUACUCGAGGCAAGCUCCAUGAACUGGUAAUGAAGUCGUACAAGAGUCGGGAAUUUGCUGCAGCUAUAAAUGAGGUUCUUGAUCCAUGGAUCAGCGCGCAACAGCCGAGAAAAGAAAUGGAAAACUACACGAAUAACACGCCCGUCAAUUGUAGAUUCCUAAAAUCAGAUCAAGAUCGUGUUGUCAAAAGAGCCAGACUUCUGGCUGAUGGAAGUGAAGAAAAUUAUGAACUAGAUGCAGACAUAACGGCAGUCCAGAAUGAUGAGUGCUUGUUUGAAGAUCUAUGCAAGGAUGUCACCUUUUCUGAAGAAGACGGAGCAGGUUCUGAAGUUGAAAUUGAGUGCUGGGGUCUUCUUAACAGCCUUGUGCUUGCACGAGUAUUUCACUCUCUCAGAGCUGACCUAAAAUCUCUUGUUCAUGCUGCAUCGGCCUGUAAGCACUGGAGAUCUGUGUCAAAAAUGUACAAGAAUAUCUGCGUACAGGCCGACUUGUCCUCUGUUGGUCCCUAUUGUACUGAUUCGAUGAUAUAUAGCAUCUUGGAAGGUUAUAAUAAAAAAAGGAUUACUUCACUGGUUUUACGUGGUUGCACAGAUAUUACUUCAGGUACACUUGAAGGAGUUCUUCAGUUGCUACCUUCUAUAUCAUCUGUAGAUAUUAGAGGUUGCAGCCAGUUUGAAGACCUGACACUCAGGUUCCCAAAUAUCAUCUGGGUUGGUGGCCAUGUUUUACAUUCAAGAACGAGGACUUUUGAACACAUAUAUGAGAGAACAUCAGUGUUUAAGAUUUCUAAUGGUAGCAGUCAAAAUGAGGAUUCCAGUGGACUGAGAGAUUAUUUGGAAAAUUUAAGUGUGAGAAACACUGCAAAUAAUAUGUUCCGCAGAAGCUUGUAUAAACGUUCAAAACUUUUUGAUGCAAGGAGGUCAUCAUCCAUCCUGUCUAGAAGUGCCCAUUUAAGGCGCCCGGCCGUCAAAAAAUCAGAAAAUGAAUAUAAGAAGAUGGAGGAAUUUCUCACAUCAAGUUUGAAAAUUAUCAUGAAGGAGAAUACUUGUGAUUUUUUUGAGCCAAAGGUUGCAGAGAUUACACGCAGAAUGGUGAAUGGUUAUUAUGCCAGUCAUGGGCUGAGCUCCAUUAAGGAAGAUAUAAGGCGUAUGUGCAGAGAUGCAAUGAAAAGGAAAAAACGGGGUGAUACCAGAAGCAUGAAUCACAUCAUUACCUUAUUCAUUCGUCUUGCCACGAGUUUGGAUGGUGGCUCAAAAUCUUUCCGUGAGAGAGAUGAGUUGAUGAAGACUUGGAGAGAUGACUCACCUCCGGGGUUCUGUUUUGCUUCCUCAAAGUAUAAGAAAACUAAUAAACUAAGUGAUAGGAGACAUGUGAUGAGGGGUAAUGGAUCAUCCUUUAUCAAUGGUGUGCCUGAUAAUGAAGAGUAUGCUUCUGAUGAAGAAAUUAAGCGACAUUUAUCCAAGUUGAAUAAAAGAUCCAUGGAUUCCGGAAGUGAAACAUCUGAGGGAUCAUCUGAAAGAACACAAACAGAUGAUAACACUUCUUCCGAAAGUGAAUUGGAUUUUGAGUCGGAAUGCAGAGGAAAGGAGUCAAGAUGGGAUGACUACUCUAAUGCAGAUGAUAGAUUUGACGACGUUGCAGAUGAUCGUGAAUGGGGGGCCCGUAUGACAAAAGCAAGUCUUGUUCCUCCUGUUACUAGGAAAUAUGAAGUGCUUGAUCACUAUGUCAUUGUAGCAGAUCAGGAGGAAGUGGAAAGAAAGAUGCAAGUGUCCUUACCUGAUGAAUAUAAAGAGAAGCUCGAUGCCCAAAGAAGUGAGGAGUCUGAUAUGGAAAUUCCUGAAGUUAAAGACUAUAAACCUCGAAAGCAGCUUGGAGAUGAGGUUUUGGAACAAGAAGUGUAUGGCAUUGAUCCAUACACGCAUAAUCUGCUACUUGAUUCAAUGCCUGACGAAUCGGAUUGGCCUCUUUCUGAUAAACACAUCUUUAUCGAAGAUGUGCUCCUCCGUACUUUGAAUAAGCAGGCUAGGAGCUUCACAGGCACUGAACACACUCCAAUGAAGUACUCAUUGGAGCCUGUUAUCGCGGACAUCCUUAAAACUUCCGAGGAAGGCCAUGAUACACGAACUGUAAGAGUAUGCCAAUAUAUCCUUAAUUCCAUCAGAAGUCGUCCCGAGGACAGCUAUGUUGCUUACAGGAAGGGGCUUGGUGUUGUAUGCAACAAAGAAGGUGGCUUUGUUAAGGACGAUUUUGUUGUGGAGUUUAUGGGAGAGAUUUACCCCGCCUGGAAAUGGUUUGAGAAGCAAGAUGGUAUUCGUUCUUUACAGAAAAACAGUGAAGAUCCAGCACCAGAGUUCUACAAUAUUUACCUUGAGAGACCAAAGGGUGAUGCUGAUGGUUAUGAUUUAGUAGUUAUUGAUGCAAUGCACAAGGCUAAUUAUGCAAGCCGCAUUUGUCAUUCUUGUAGACCUAAUUGUGAAGCAAAAGUUACUGCUGUUGAGGGUAAAUACCAAAUUGGUAUAUAUACUGUACGCCCAAUUGGAUAUGGAGAAGAAGUUACAUUUGAUUAUAACUCUGUUACAGAGAGUAAGGAAGAAUAUGAAGCAUCUGUUUGCCUGUGCGGAAGUCAAGUUUGUCGUGGAAGCUAUUUGAAUCUGACUGGGGAAGGAGCCUUUCAGAAGGUACUUAAAGAGUCCCAUGGAAUUCUUGAUCGACAUCAAUUGCUGCUCGAGGCUUGUGAAGUGAAUUCAGUAUCUGAAGAUGAUUACAUUGAUUUGGGAAAGGCUGGACUUGGCAGUUGUUUGCUUGGCGGGCUUCCUGAUUGGCUAAUAGCAUAUUCUGCUCGUUUGGUGAGGUUUAUCAAUUUUGAGAGAGUCAAGCUUCCAGAUGAAAUUUUAAGGCAUAAUAUGGAAGAGAAGAAAAAAUAUUUUGCUGAGAUUUGUUUGGAUGUUGAGAAAACUGAUGCCGAAGUGCAGGCUGAGGGUGUCUACAACCAGCGGCUUCAGAAUUUGGCUCUUACUCUGGACAAGGUAAGAUAUGUUCUGAGAUGUGUUUUUGGUGAUCCAUUAAAAGCGCCAUGUCCACUUGUGAGGCUCAGUCCUGUAGAAGCAGUCUCCCAUAUAUGGAAAGGAGAAGGAUCACUUGUUGAUGAACUACUGCAUUGUAUGGCUCCUUAUAUGGAUGAUAAAGAACUCAACAUUCUUAAGUCCAGUAUACGUGCUCAUGACCCAUCUGGUUCUGAUGACAUUCAGGGGGCGCUACGUGAAUCUUUGCUAUGGCUGAGGGAUGAAGUCCGGAAUCUACAAUGUUCAUACAAGUGUCGGCAUGAUGCUGCUGCUGACUUGAUCCAUCUUUAUGCUUAUACAAAGUGUUUUUUUAGGAAACAGGAAUAUAAAUCUGUAACGUCUCCUCCUGUUUAUAUCACUCCCCUUGACCUGGGUCCCAAGUACACUGAUAAACUGGGUUCAGAUCGUCACGAAUAUUGUAAGACGUAUGGUGAGCAUUACUGCUUAGGGCAGCUAAUGUUCUGGCAUAACCAAAAUGCAGAGCCGGAUUGUAGUCUAGCCGAAGCGAGCAGGGGUUGUUUGUCUCUACCCGAUAUUAGCUCAUUUUAUGCCAAGAUUAAUAAACCAUCAAGACAGAGAAUUUACGGCCCCAGAACUCUAAAACACAUGCUGGCAAGAAUGGAGAAACACCCUCAAAGACCGUGGCCGAAUGAGCAAAUUUGGUCAUUUGAAAAUUCGGUAAAAGUUGUCGGCAGCCCGAUGCUGGAUGCUGUUUUACACAGGGCUCCACUGGACAAGGAGUUGCUGCAUUGGUUAAAGCACAGACCUUCAAUUUUUCAUGCCAGGUGGGAUAGAUAGUUUUAGCAGUAGCUGACAGUAGUGAUUUUCCAAUUGUUUUUGGAAUGUAAUUUUGAUCAGUAAUAUAGGCUUUGUAGCAAUAACUGGGAGGGCUGCCUAUUAUUUCAAAGCAGCAUUCCUGUAAGCAGCUGUUUCUUUUAUAUUCUUGUGUACAGUUCUUUGCACUCAUUAACAGGGCUUAGUUUUAGCUUCUCUUUUGUGGAGUAUUAUUUUGUCUAGUUUUCGUAUUUCUUUUGCA
This is a messenger RNA of Daucus carota subsp. sativus, 7591 nucleotides long. Its product is annotated as histone-lysine N-methyltransferase ATXR3. Bases 382 to 7353 code for a protein of 2323 amino acids. The transcript is spliced from 20 exons. Gene Ontology annotation, molecular function: protein binding. The record is from RefSeq and is a predicted model, not a curated record. Lineage: Eukaryota; Viridiplantae; Streptophyta; Magnoliopsida; Apiales; Apiaceae.